AUGAUGUGUGGGUAUUGGGACAGACAGCUGCUCGGUUAUGGCUUCAGAGACAAAGGGGGCUGUAAAAGAGUUAUCAAAAAAGCUGUACAUGCCAAACGUUACCCAUGCAGCAAUCAUGUUCUUAAUAACUCGUUAGCUAUGUCAUCUAAAGUAACUUCUUGCCAUAAUACUUCAAGCACAAUGAGAAAAGUUGUGGCAUUUGCCAAUGCUUCCGCUAAGAGGCAUCAAAUUUUUGAAAGAGAGCUUGGAACUACAAUGCAGGGUAUCUGUGAGACGCGUUGGGUUGAACGGCAUGAUGGCCAACUACAAUUUCAAGGUGACAACUUAGUUAAAAUUUGUAGCGCUCUAGAAAAGAUUUCUACUUGCACAACUGUAUCCCUGAGCAGAGUAUUCCAAAUGAGCUCGAUUGAUUUAAAGAGGGCUACAGAUGCUAUAAACGACACAAUUAGUGUUCUGAGACAAAAAAGGGAACAAGUAAACACAGUGUUUCAACGACUUUUUGAUGAAGCAAAAGAAUUGGCCGAGCAACUUGACGUUGAAAUAAAAUGCCCCAGAUUAGUAUCAAGACAAGUACAUAUAGAGCUAAUAAUCAGUCGAGGAGUAUUUUCGCAGGAGCGUCUACAUCCCUCUUCUGGACUCAUAAAUGAUCUGCAAGAGCGGUUAUCUCCAUAG
This is a messenger RNA of Psylliodes chrysocephalus, 672 nucleotides long. The record is from the annotation of a GenBank genome assembly. NCBI's taxonomy places the organism in Eukaryota, Metazoa, Arthropoda, Insecta, Coleoptera, Chrysomelidae.